Molecule: messenger RNA, 1185 nt
Organism: Micromonas commoda
Lineage: Eukaryota; Viridiplantae; Chlorophyta; Mamiellophyceae; Mamiellales; Mamiellaceae
Gene: RCA
Product: ribulose bisphosphate carboxylase/oxygenase activase
Exons: 1
Molecular function (GO): ATP hydrolysis activity; ATP binding
Source: RefSeq, a predicted model, not a curated record
AUGCGGGCGGUGGCGGCCGCGUCUCCCGUGGUCAGUCGACCCGGGGGUGUGAGGUCGGGACGAUUGCGCUCUCGAGUCGUCGCGGCUCGGGCUCGGGAGGAGCGCACGGAUGCCCUCGGUGGUCAAGACUACAUACUGUCCCAAGCCUCCGGCGUCCGGGAGGAACUGUUCAAGGGCAGCAUCUUGGGGGUCGAUGCGGACGUGGCCACUGGGGACUUGAGGGCCAGGGGCGAGAUCAAGCAAUUCGGAGAUAUCAAGGACCACGCGAGCUACCACAUACCGGACAGGUUCUUGGACAGGUUCGCGACCCACAUCGCCAAGAACCUCCUGAUCGAUGGGGGCGCCAACCUCGGUUCCGUGCCUCUCAUUCUCUGCGUCUGGGGUGGGAAGGGUUGCGGCAAAUCCUUCAACCUCGAGCUGUGCUGCAAGAGGCUCGGCGUGUUCCCCGUCGUGGUAUCGGCCGGCGAACUCGAGGAUCCCACCGCGGGCGAGCCCGGCGCGAUGCUGCGGCGCAGGUACCUCACCGCCGGCAAGCACAUGUCCGCGUCCGGCGCGCCGACGUGCGUCAUCGUCAACGACGUGGAUGCGGGCGUGGGACGGUUCAAGGACGACAAGGCCACCGUCAACAACCAGAUCGCGCAGGCGACGCUGAUGAACCUGUGCGACGAGCCCAACCGCGUGAGCGUGGGGGGCGAGUGGAGGAGCGACGACCGAGCACAUUGUCCGCGGGUUCCAAUCGUCGUCACCGCCAACGACCCGAGCGUGCUGUACGCGCCGCUGACGCGAAACGGACGCACGGACCUAUGGAUGUGGGAACCCACGCGGGGUGAGAUUACCAAGAUGGUACACGACGCCCUGGACGGAGCCCCGGGGUACGGCGGGGAGAGUGACGCGUUGGAACUGGUGAACGCGUUCCCUUCGCAGCCACUGGAUUUCUUUGGCGCUGUUCGGUCUAGAUGCGCCGACGACGCCGUCCGUCGCUUCAUCGCGCGCGUGGGGCUCGAGAACCUCGGCGCCACGCUGUGCGGUCAUCGCGGGAGGGAGGGUGGCGACCCCGGCUGGUCCGCGUCCACACUGACCGGCAUGGACGCCUCCCUUCGGUCUCUGCUCGAGGCGGGCGCGGAGAUUGCCCGGGAGCAGCAGAACGUGAUGGACGUGGCGCUCUCGCGGGAGUACGUCGCCAAC